AUGAACGACAUCAAGCUGGCCCUGCUGGGGAGCCAGGGGGCUGGGAAGUCAGCUGUCCUUGUGCGGUUCCUGACCAGGCGCUUCAUCGGUGAAUACGCCUCUAACGCCAAUUCCCUGUACCACAAAAGGCUUUCAAUCGAUGGCAGGCAGCUAAAUCUAGAAGUUUUUGACCCCUGCUCUCAGAGCUCAGAGGCCAGGUGUAUCCUGGAGGAGCCGGUGGAUUGGGCGGAUGGCUUUGUGGUCGUUUACAACAUCAGCGACCGAACUUCCUUCAUCAACGCCAAGAACAUCCUGCGGCAGAUUCGGGAGGCACGCGUGGAGAACAGCAAAGGGGAGGUGGAGGUUCCUGUGUGUCUGCUGGGAAACAAGCAGGACCUGUGUCACGUCCGGCAGGUGCGUGAGGAAGAGGGCCGCUGCCUUGCUCAGGAGAACCGCUGCCACUUCCGGGAGGUCUCGGCCGCAGAGAGCUACCAGGACAUCGCCAGCCUCUUCACCCAACUCAUCCGUCAGGUGAUGGAGCACCUCAAGUACAGGGCCGACCGGAGGCGCUACAGCGGCUCCAAGUCGAUGGCCAAGCUCAUCAACAACGUGUUUGGCAAGAGGAGGAAGUCAGUGUGAGGACGUUUAAGAGAACUGGACAUUCUGGAAACUGUUUGAGUACCAAAACAUAAACCUCAUGCUGAAAGGCUUUGGAUGGAGUCCAAACAUAUCAGUACUAAUGAUACCCAGCUUUGUUUU
Messenger RNA from Anoplopoma fimbria (sablefish), 738 nucleotides. It is a transcript of the gene rerglb, whose product is annotated as RERG/RAS-like b. The record is from RefSeq and is a predicted model, not a curated record. Lineage: Eukaryota; Metazoa; Chordata; Actinopteri; Perciformes; Anoplopomatidae. The coding region runs from base 1 to 618 and encodes 205 amino acids. The transcript has 5 exons. Gene Ontology annotation, molecular function: GTPase activity; GTP binding.